Molecule: messenger RNA, 2115 nt
Organism: Sphenostylis stenocarpa
Lineage: Eukaryota; Viridiplantae; Streptophyta; Magnoliopsida; Fabales; Fabaceae
Source: the annotation of a GenBank genome assembly
AUGGGAAAGUUGGGGAAGAAGGCAAGGAAGUUUGCAAAAAAGAAUUUGCAGUCUGUUUUGAGGAACAAAAGGAAGUUAAAUUCCAAGUUCAAAAGGAAAGCUUCAAAGAGAUAUAGUCAGGAUAUUGAAGAAAACCUAGAGAAUGAUACAUCAAAUCCAUCAGUUGGAAGAAAUAUAGUUGAAGAAUUUCAAGACACUUCUCUUGAUGCUCUAUUCAGUGAAGAUGACAGUGAGGUGCUUGGAGAUAAUUCGGACAGUGAUGGAUUUCUUUCAGAGGACUCAAGCUUUUCACAUGUUUCAGGAAGCGACAGUGAAAAUGAAAAUUAUAUUGGGAAUAGCAAUGGUGCUAGUUCCUUAUCGGUGCAAAACAAAGAUAUUUGUGCUGAACUUCUAAAAAAAUCAAAGAAGUUGAACAAAUUGAAAGAAAAGGUGGACCCUAGGUUUUCUAAAUUUCUACAACGUUAUGAUAUGAAGAUUGAACAAACCAAAGAUGAGGAAAUUAGUUCGGAUGAUGGAAAAAGUUUAGAACUGGUGCAGCCACUGGAUAACAAUAAUGCAUGUUCUCACGAGGGUAAAAUGUUGACAAGUGCAUCUGUUGAUUCAUUGUGUAAACUGGUCAAAGAACAGUGUAGUGUUCCUGCCCUUACUUGUCUCAUAAAUGCUUAUAGGGCAGUAUGCCACAAUGAUUCUGGCGCCACCAGUGUCAGUGGUUGUGUCUUUUCUCGUGGCAUUCAAAAGAGUGAAACUUUCUGCAAGAUAUUAAUGUUCAUGCUACAUGAGGCUGAUACUACAUUUAGGAGGUUGUUGGGGAUAUCAAACUCAAGUUAUAGGAAGGAAGCCGUUUUGGACCUAAAGAAUACAACAAAGUGGUUGUCUCUUAGACCACUUAUCAAGUCCUACUUAAGGAGUACUGUGUUUCUCCUGAACCAGGUCACUGACUCUGAAUUAUUGGCCUUCUCAAUUUGUCGGCUCAGAGCUUCAAUCAUUUUCCUCUUUGCAUUUCCAUCUUUACUGCGCAAUCUUCUUAAGAUUUCUGUUCAUCUCUGGGCAACAGGUGAUGGGUCUCUAUCGUCACACUCCUUUCUCAUCAUACAAGAUAUAUCUUCUAUGUCUAGCUCUAGUUGGUUCGACUUCUGCUUUGUCAAAACAUACAAGGCCUUCAUUAGUAACUCUCAAUUUGUUGAGCGAAAGUUUGAACAUAUACAUUUUCUAAGGAAUUCCUUUGUGGAGCUAUGUUGCUUAGAUAUGCAAAAGUCAUCUAACAAAGCUAUGGCAUGUAUAUUGCAUCUGGGUAAGAUAUUGCAGAAAGGGUGGGAAACUAAAAAGAAGGAGGUGGUUAAGACAAUUUGCAGUUGGCAGUACAUCAAUUGCAUUGAUUUGUGGGUUACGUUAAUAUUAGUUAACAUACAUGACUAUGAUCUUCAGCCAUUGCUGUAUAUGAUCGUACAGAUUAUAAGUGGAGUUGCUCUCCUGUUUCCUGGGCCUAGAUAUUUACCACUGAGACUCAGAUGUAUCCAAUGGCUUAAUAAUCUUUCCGGUUCAAGUGGGGUUUUCAUCCCUGUUACAUCAUUGGUGCUGGAUGUUUUAGAAUACAAAAUUACCAAGGAUAGUGGUAAAUCUGGCAAAGUCUUGCAACCUAUGUCUACCGUAAAGCUUCCAAAGCAUUGGCUAAAAUCACGUGGCUUCCAAGAAGAGUGUGUCUCAUCUGCCAUUGAGCUCCUUUCAGAGCACUUUGCACAAUGGAGCUACCAUAUAUCUUUUCCUGAGCUGGCGACAGCACCACUUAUACACCUCAAGAAGGUCGUUGAGAAAACUUCUAUUGAGAGUUUCAGACGGAUUAUCAAGCGUUUCAUUGAUCAGGUGGAGAUGAAUAUUGACUUUGUGCAAAAGAAAAGAGAAGAGGUGCCUUUCUCACCAAAGGAUCAUCAGUCUGUCGAAUCAUUUCUUCAGGUUGAGAAACGAAAUGGUAACAUGCCAUUUACACAAUACUAUAAAAGCAUCAUGAGCAAGGCUGCUUCUAGGAAUUCAAUUUCAAAUAGAAAGUCUCUGGUCAAAGGAAAGAAGAAAAUGCUACAACCAAAUGGCAACUUUGACGUGGUGACUACUGACUCUUGA